Rangifer tarandus platyrhynchus (Svalbard reindeer) is the source of this 474-nucleotide messenger RNA. Lineage: Eukaryota; Metazoa; Chordata; Mammalia; Artiodactyla; Cervidae. The record is from the annotation of a GenBank genome assembly.
AUGCGGGAUAACAUCUGCAGCACAGAGAUUUGUUGCCAGACAGUGCGGGCGAAUGGAAGGCCCUUUCAGGGCAGGAGGAAAUGGUCGGAGGGUCCUAGGGCAGCAGAACGAUUCAGGCUUCGUUCCCCGCCUUCCGGCCCUUUGUCUGGCUCCCGCGCUGCGGCGCACGUGGUCGCCUGUCAAAUUCCGGGCGGCUCCGGGGGACACGUGUCGGGAAACCAACGCUCCACGGGCCCCACGCUGAACCCAGGGCGGGGCCUUCAGGAGCUCGUGCCCAGCAGGACCUAUUUCUGGCUGCAUCCUCGACCAGCCACAAGCGACCUUCUGUGGCGGCCUCGGCCGCAGCCCAUAGCCAAGGCCCAGGCUCUGGUCAGGCCUCCAAAGGGCCCAUUGUCUGGCUGCCUGGGCUGCCGAGCCUGGCUCCUGGACAUCCGGAGCGAGGGGCAGAGGGUGACCGAGGGCAGGGUGGACUGA